AUGGUUGCACUUUUUCAGGAGAUUGCAGGCAAAAUGCCAGGCGAUGGAUUCACGAUAAAAAGUCGCAUCAGGAGUCUGCUAACUUCUCCGGGGGUCAAACAUAAGAAGAAUGGCAAAGAAAAUCUGAGCAGUAAGGUGACUUUGGAGAAGGUCUUCGGCAUCACCGCUUCAGGAAACACUGGUCUGACAUGUGACCCCAAAUCUGGACUUGUGGCCUAUCCUGCAGGGUGUGCGGUUGUGUUGCUAGACCCCAAAAAGAACAGACAGCAGCACAUCAUCAACACCUCAAAAAAGACCAUCACAGCUCUGUCCUUCUCCCCAGAUGGCAAAUAUUUAGCAACAGGAGAGAGUGGUCACCUUCCCACCGUGAGAUUAUGGGAUGUGGCGGAACAACGGCAGGUUGCAGAGCUGCAGAAACACAAUUACGGCAUCUCCUGCGUGGCCUUCUCCUCCAACAGCAAAUACGUCGUGAGCGUGGGGAACCAGCACGACAUGAUGGUGAACGUCUGGGCGUGGAAGAAAGAUGUUCUUGUCGCUGCCAAUAAGGUGUCCAGUAAGGUGACUGGCGUGUCUUUCUCUGAGGACAACUCCCAUUUUGUCACCGUGGGUAACAGACAUGUCAAGUACUGGUACCUGGAUCACUGCAGGACCAACAAGGCCGAUGCCGUGGUCCCUCUACUCGGCCGGUCCGGGCUGCUCGGAGAACUGAAGAAUAACUUUUUCUACGAUGUGGCUUGUGGGCGGGGUUCUAAAUCUGACUCCACCUACUGCAUUACAACUUCGGGCCUGUUGUGUGAGUUCAACAGCAAGCGGAUGCUGGACAAAUGGGUGGACCUGCGGACGGGCACAGCCCAGUCCCUGAGCUUGUCUGAGGACCUGAUCUUCUGCGGCUGUGCUGACGGAAUGGUGCGAGUCUUCAGGCCAGAUGAUCUGCAUUUCGUCUGCACUCUCCCGCGGCCGCAUUGCCUCGGCUCCGAGGUGGCUGCCGUCGCUGAGGCCAGAUUUUUCCACCUGUUUUCCCCCAGGAUGGAUGCCCAUUAUCCAGACGCCAUUGCUGUUACCUAUGAUCCCAUCAGCCACUGGCUGAGCUGUGUGUACAGUGACCACAGUCUGUAUGUGUGGGAUGUGAGAGAUGUCAGCAGGGUGAGGAAGGUGCACUCUGCCCUCUUCCACGCUGCUUGUGUCUGGGACCUGGAGAUGUUCCCACAUGUUCCUGUAGAAUUUGGUACUGAUCUCGCAUCAGGAAUGUUCUUCUCCUGUUCAGCUGAUAACACCAUCAGACUGUGGCGCAUGGACGAAUGGACACAAACAUAUGUCCAGACUCCAAACGUCCUCACCUGUGAUUUAGUGAAGAUCAUCUACAUAGAUGGGAAUUCUGCUGCUCUGGUUGAUCCAGACUGUGCAUCGCAUGUGAAUGCAGAUAAAUCGGGUGAUGGACAGGCGGCUGAAAACAGGACGGGCAUCAGAGCCAUAUGUGUUAGUGCCGACGGCAAACACCUGGCGUCUGGAGAUCGAAACGGGAUGCUGAGAAUUCACGACCUCCGCAGCAUGGAGGAGAUUCUGAAAGUGGAGGCCCACGAUGCCGAAAUCCUCUGCCUGGAGUACACGAAACCAGAAACCGGUCUGAAGCUGCUGGCCACGGCGAGCAGGGAUCGUCUGAUCCACAUCCUGAAUGCUGAGGAGGACUACAGACUGGUUCAGACACUCGAUGAGCACUCUUCAUCCAUAACAGCUGUCCGCUUCGCUGCCAAUGACAACAAGGUGAAGAUGAUCAGCUGUGGCGCAGACAAGAGCAUCUAUUUCCGUACGGCGCACAGGACUGACAGGGGAUCACACUUCAGGCGCUCUCACCACACAGUGAGGAAGACCACUCUCUAUGACAUGGGCGUAGACCCCACCUGCAAGUACGCAGCUGUUGCCUGCCAGGACCGAUGCAUCAGGAUUUUCAACAUCACCAACGGCAAACAGAAGAAAGUGUACAAAGGAUCGCUGAGCGAAGACGGCAGUCUGCUCAGGGUUCAGAUUGAUCCUUCCGGUCAGUAUGUGGCCACCAGCUGCUCCAAUAAGAACAUCAACAUCUUUGACUUCUACACGGGAGAGUGUGUCGCCACCAUGUUUGGCCACUCUGAGGUUGUCACUGCGAUGAAAUUCACCAAUGACUGCAAAUAUUUGAUUUCAGUGUCAGGUGACAGCUGUGUCUUUGUGUGGCGUCUGGCUGCAGAACUAAUGAGCAUGAGGGAGCGACUCUGCAAACUCAGACCAAACUUUAACACGCCGCCCUUCAAGAUCUCCAGCCUCAGAAGAGAAGUCCACAAUGCACCAACUCUGGGAAGUCUGUCCUCCGACAGCGACCACGAGCAUGAGGACUCCGUAGAGAUCGAUGACCUCAAUGACCUGGAUGUUCGCACAGCCAGCGCUUUGACUGACAGCAGCCGAGAAGACGACGACACGGGUGGUUCAGAUGAAGGACGAGACUGGGAGCUGUCAGAGGGGAUCACCAACCAGGUCAGCCCCGACUCCUCUAAGCGUCCUCGGAGACGCUGGUCUCAUCGUAUGGGCUCGCUGGAGCUGAUGGUUAAAUCCAUGGUGGACCUGACACAACUGGAGACGUUCGCUGACAAGAAGAAACCCGACGGUGCCUCUCGUGACACAAAGCGACACAGCGCGUCCAGCCUGCAGGGUCCCGGGGUGUGGUGGGAGGAAUCUGUGUCGGUCCCUGAGAAGCACGAGGACGAAUCACCUCCACAGUGCAGGAGCCGCACUGCAGAACACGUGGGCAGCGAGCCGCAGGAAUCAGAGCCAGAACAGCCUGAGCCCGACAGUCCUGUUCCAUGGGUGUAUGACAGCAGGGAGUCCAGCCCAGACUAUGUCCUGGAUGAUGUCGGGUCGCCGAGCCAUGGCAGCUCUGACGGGGAACGCGAGAACAAGGGAGACACAGACGUGACGGAUAUGGACGAGGCCCUGAGGAUGGUGACUGAAACGGCUGACCACCAUCGCGAGGAUUUCCUCAAAGUGAACUUCGAGACGCUGGCAGACAGUUGCAGCACAGGUGAGCAGAGCCAACUCCCGAGGCUCAGUAUGUCUUCACGGUUCCUGGCCAGAGGACAUAAUAACAGGGCGAUGCCUCUUUUUGCAAAGGUACAUGGAAAUGUGCAAGGCAGCCAUUCUGCUCAGCCUUUGAUGGAAGAUGUAGAGGGCAGUCGAACUGAAAGCAAGAAGACGGCUUUAUCUUCUGGCAGGACCCACCGCCCAAACAGGACUGAUGUCGACGGGGACCGUGCUGCUUCAUGCAGAGCCCCGAACACCAAGAAGACUCCACAGACCCGCCUGUGGAGGAUAUCGAACCCGCCGCCAACGUCACCGUCGCUGUUUGACAGAGCGACUUUGCAGAAAUCUCACUCGGCCCAAAACCUGGCUUCAGACUCUCUCUGCUCACCUCUGCCCUCUAGUGACAGAAGGGAGUUCCAUCAGAGACCUCGGCAACUCUCAAUCAGUCGCGACUUGUCUCGAUUGUCUCCCCUCCACGUCUCGUCGCCUCCCACCGGGUCCCCACAGUCCCCUCAGUCGCCCCUGCUGUGGGAGGUUCCUACAGUAAAGCCUCAGCACUCCUACAUGAGCCCCACAGCCAGUUCCACAGCCAAGAGCAGCCAUUCUCCCUGUUUGGGGAAGUUGCCCCAAAGCACCCCGUCUUCCUCCCCUUCAUUUCCCAAGCGAAGGACAUCAUUGGGAGAGCCGGAGGCAGAGCCUCCGGUGCUGACCUCAUCACCUGUAUCCACCUUCCUCUCCUCUCUCCUAUCCGACGCUCUACCCAGCAGUCCCUCCCAAACCCCUCUGUGUCCCACUGCAUCACCAAAUCCUGGCACACAUCUGACCCAGCUCGUCCCGCCGUCCCGCAUCCCGCUUCAGCAGCCGCUCAGCCCUCGGCGCAGCCUGUGUAUAGAGGUGAAGCCCGACUCCGGGUGUUCCGGAGGUUCGACGAGGGUUUUGACUCCAGGUGUAGACCCCGGUUGUGAUAUUGCACCAAAUCAAGGAAAGAGAUCAGGUUAG
This is a messenger RNA of Thalassophryne amazonica, 4047 nucleotides long. RefSeq names its product mitogen-activated protein kinase-binding protein 1-like. Gene Ontology annotation, molecular function: protein binding. NCBI's taxonomy places the organism in Eukaryota, Metazoa, Chordata, Actinopteri, Batrachoidiformes, Batrachoididae. The record is from RefSeq and is a predicted model, not a curated record.